GCGGGAUCGCUCGGCUUCCGCGUUCGGGCCUGGCGCUGUGUUAGAGGCGGCGGCGGUGGCGGUUGUGGGGGCGAGGGGCACGGGCUACGGGCAUGGACGUUUCGGGGCAGGAGACCGACUGGCGUAGCGCCGCCUUUCGGCAGAAGCUGGUCAGCCAAAUUGAGGAUGCCAUGAGGAAAGCUGGUGUGGCCCACAGUAAAUCUAGCAAGGAUAUGGAGAGUCAUGUGUUCCUGAAGGCCAAGACCCGGGAUGAAUACCUUUCCCUUGUGGCCCGGCUCAUUAUCCAUUUCAGAGAUAUUCAUAACAAGAAAUCACAAGCUUCUGUCAGUGACCCCAUGAAUGCACUGCAGAGCCUUACUGGUGGACCCACUGCAGGAGCAACUGGGAUUGGCAUGCCUCCUCGGGGCCCAGGACAGUCCCUAGGUGGGAUGGGUGGCCUUGGCGCCAUGGGACAGCCAAUGUCCCUCUCCGGGCAGCCACCCCCUGGAACCUCUGGGAUGGCCCCCCAUGGCAUGGCUGUGGUAUCUGCAGCAACUCCACAGACUCAGCUGCAGCUCCAGCAAGUGGCAUUGCAGCAACAGCAGCAGCAGCAGCAACAGCAGCAGUUCCAGCAACAGCAGGCAGUGGCACUGCAACAGCAGCAACAACAGCAGCAGCAGCAACAACAGCAAUUCCAGGUACAACAGAAUGCCAUGCAGCAACAGUUCCAAGCAGUAGUGCAGCAGCAGCAGCAUCUCCAGCAGCAGCAGCAGCAACAGCAGCAGUUCCAGCAACAGCAGGCAGUGGCACUGCAACAGCAGCAACAACAGCAGCAGCAGCAACAACAGCAAUUCCAGGUACAACAGAAUGCCAUGCAGCAACAGUUCCAAGCAGUAGUGCAGCAGCAGCAGCAUCUCCAGCAGCAGCAGCAGCAACAGCAGCAGCAACACCUGAUUAAGUUGCAUCACCAAAGCCAGCAACAACAGAUCCAACAGCAGCAACUGCAGAGGAUGGCACAAUUGCAGCUGCAGCAGCAGCAACAGCAGCAACCUUUGCAGGCCCAACCACCAAUGCAGCAGCCACCAAUGCAGCAGCCACAGCCUCCCUCUUCUCAGGCCCUACCCCAGCAGCUGCAACAGAUGCAUCAUCCACAGCAUCACCAGGCACCUCCUCAGGCCCAGCAGUCCCCAGUUGCUCAGAACCAAGCACCACAACUCCCACCACAGUCACAAAGCCAGCCUUUGGUGUCACAAGCACAAGCCCUCCCUGGACAAAUGCUGUAUGCUGCUCAACAGCAGCUGAAAUUUGUCCGUGCUCCGAUGGUGGUCCAGCAGCCGCAGGUGCAGCCCCAGGUGCAGCAGGUGCAGCCCCAAGUGCAACAGCAGGCGGCAGUGCAGACAGCACAGGCUGCCCAGAUGGUAGCUCCCGGCGUCCAGAUGAUUGCUGAAGCCUUGGCCCAAGGCGGGAUGCACGUAAGAGCUCGGUUCCCGCCCACCUCCACCAUGUCUGCUGGCCCGUCAAGCUCCAUCUCUUUGGGCGGACAGCCCACAGCACAGGUCAGCCAAAGCAGCCUCACCAUGCUGUCCUCACCAUCGCCGGGCCAGCAGGUGCAGACCCCACAGUCGAUGCCCCCUCCUCCACAGCCCUCCCCACAACCUGGCUCACAGCCCAACUCCAAUGUCAGCUCCGGCCCUGCCCCAUCCCCCAGCAGCUUCCUGCCUAGCCCCUCACCACAGCCUUCUCAGAGCCCAGUGACAGCACGCACCCCACAGAACUUCAGCGUCCCCUCCCCUGGACCUUUAAACACCCCUGUGAACCCCAGCUCUGUCAUGAGCCCAGCUGGUUCCAGCCAGGCUGAAGAACAACAGUAUCUGGACAAGCUGAAGCAGUUGUCCAAGUACAUUGAGCCCCUGCGACGCAUGAUCAACAAGAUCGACAAGAAUGAAGACAGAAAAAAGGACCUCAGUAAGAUGAAGAGCCUGCUGGACAUUCUCACUGACCCCUCUAAGCGGUGUCCCCUGAAGACCUUGCAGAAGUGUGAGAUUGCCCUGGAGAAACUCAAGAAUGACAUGGCAGUGCCCACACCCCCACCACCCCCAGUUCUUCCAACCAAACAGCAGGACCUGUGCCAGCCACUCCUAGAUGCAGUCCUGGCCAACAUCCGUUCACCUGUCUUCAACCAUUCCCUGUACCGCACAUUCGUGCCCGCCAUGAUGGCCAUCCAUGGCCCACCUAUUGUGUCCCCAGUGGUAUGUUCCCGGAAGCGCAGAUUUGAGGAGGACGAGCGGCAGAGCAUCCCCAAUGUACUGCAAGGUGAAGUGGCCAGGUUGGACCCCAAGUUCCUGGUGAACUUGGACCCUUCUCACUGUAGCAACAACGGCGCUGUCCACCUGAUCUGCAAGCUGGUUCUUGUGUUCCAGAUGACAAGGACCUCCCUAGUGUGCCACCACUGGAGCUCAGUGUGCCUGCUGACUACCCUGCUCAGAGCCCGAUGUGGAUCGACCGUCAGUGGCAGUAUGAUGCCAACCCCUUUCUGCAGUCAGUGCACCGGUGCAUGACCUCCAGGCUGCUGCAGCUUCCCGACAAGCACUCUGUCACAGCCCUGCUCAACACCUGGGCCCAGAGCAUCCACCAGGCCUGCCUCUCAGCUGCCUAGCAAGCUGAACUUGAGGACCAGCGGCAACCCCUGCUGCGGAGUUCACACCACUACCAUAUGUUACUGGGGGUUGGCUUCCUAGAGGGCCUGGCUUAGGCUAGCUUUCCUGCUUUUUCUUCUGUCUUGGGACUGUCAGAUGUUUCCCCAUGCUUGUGCAGUAUUGAUCAGGGAGCUGUGGAGCUGAUGAGGGCCUGGGGUGUUCCCAGGAAGGCUUCCCAUUGAUUUCUUCCAGAAGUCAGGCCCAACACUUCCUACAGCCAUGCUUCCUACAGCCUUCCUGGACUCCCUGUCCACUGAGCAGCAUGAGAACUCAGGUCCAAUCUAAGCGUCUCUGUCACAGUACAUUGUACUUGUGUCUGGAGAAUGUCGAGGACAUAGGAAACUCUCACUAUACACACAGUUCUCCAGUCACAGUGUGGGGUUCAGGUUGUCCCUCAUAAGGUACAUGGACACCUCACUAUGAAUACUUCUGAAUCUAGGGCCCAGGUUUCAGUUUGAAGGAAAGGCCAGUAAGGCAGCGGCAGCAGCAGGUUCUCUGCUGCUAGCAGGACCUCAGCUUCAUGGAUCUCCUCAGUGCUGUGAGAAGGACCAGCUGGGGCGGGGGCUGCCCCUGACAUUCCUUUGCCACUCUUGGGUGAAGGGCCUUUGUCAGUGCUGUGAGACAUGAGCAGCUGGUCAGAUACGGUCAUUGGGACCCACAGCCUCAGAACACCGUAUUCUUAUUAUCUGUACCGCCACCAGAAGCAUGGGCUUCCUUCAGAACGCUGCCCUAAGGCACUUGCCACGCUGGGCUGUAAUGGGUAGCGCUCUGGUGAAAAGAAAUUCCCCCUUUUUAUAUGUGCACUACUCUGUUAUAUGAUUCUUAUAAUAAAUUUAUUAUUCCUGUGUUUGUCAGGA
Alexandromys fortis (reed vole) is the source of this 3532-nucleotide messenger RNA. RefSeq names its product mediator complex subunit 15 (gene Med15). The record is from RefSeq and is a predicted model, not a curated record. Bases 93 to 2537 code for a protein of 814 amino acids. Lineage: Eukaryota; Metazoa; Chordata; Mammalia; Rodentia; Cricetidae. The transcript is spliced from 18 exons. Gene Ontology annotation, biological process: regulation of DNA-templated transcription. Gene Ontology annotation, molecular function: transcription coregulator activity.